Molecule: messenger RNA, 3827 nt
Organism: Symphalangus syndactylus (siamang)
Lineage: Eukaryota; Metazoa; Chordata; Mammalia; Primates; Hylobatidae
Gene: FHIP2B
Product: FHF complex subunit HOOK interacting protein 2B
Source: RefSeq, a predicted model, not a curated record
GGGGCGGAGCGGCCGGGCCCCGCCUCCCUCGCCGCGCCGGGGCCGCCGGGGCACGGGGCUGCCUCCUCCGCCGAGAGCGCUGUCGCCGCCGCUUUCUCCCGGGAGCCGGGGGCCGGGCGCCAUCAUGCUGAGCCGGCUCGGGGCGCUGCUGCAGGAAGCUGUGGGGGCGCGCGAGCCCAGCAUUGACCUGCUGCAGGCCUUCGUGGAGCACUGGAAGGGCAUCACGCACUACUACAUCGAGAGCACAGAUGAAAACACCCCCGCCAAGAAGACAGACAUUCCCUGGCGGCUGAAGCAGAUGCUGGACAUCCUGGUGUAUGAAGAGCAGCAGCAGGCGGCCGCGGGUGAGGCAGGGCCCUGUCUGGAGUACCUGCUGCAGCACAAGAUCCUGGAGACUCUCUGCGCGCUGGGCAAGGCCGAGUACCCCCCAGGCAUGCGGCAGCAGGUGUUCCAGUUCUUCAGCAAGGUUCUGGCACAGGUGCAGCACCCCCUGCUGCAUUACCUCAGCGUCCACAGACCUGUGCAGAAACUCCUCCGACUUGGUGGGACUGCUCCCGGAUCCAUUACAGAAAAGGAGGAGGUGCAAUUCACCACCGUCCUCUGCUCCAAGAUCCAGCAGGACCCAGAGCUGCUCGCCUACAUCCUGGAAGGUAAAAAGAUUGUAGGUAGGAAGAAGGCAUGCGGAGAACCCACUGCCCUGCCUAAGGACACAGCCAGCCACAGGGACAAGGACUGCUUCCACGAUGGUGCUCCUGCCAGGCCCCAGCUGGACGAGGAGUCCUGUGGGGCCCAGGCCUUGAACAGCCACAUGCCUGCUGAGACCGAGGAGCUGGACGGUGGGACCACAGAGAGCAACCUGAUCACCUCCCUGCUUGGGCUGUGCCAGAGCAAGAAGAGUCGGGUGGCCUUGAAGGCCCAGGAGAACCUGCUGCUCCUGCUGAGCAUGGCCUCCCCAGCAGCCGCCACCUACCUGGUACAGAGCAGUGCCUGCUGCCCUGCGAUCGUCCGGCACCUCUGCCAGCUGUACCGGUCCAUGCCUGUCUUCCUGGACCCCGCAGACAUUGCCGCCUUAGAAGGCAUCAGCUGGAGGUUACCCAGUGCCCCGUCUGACGAGGCUUCCUUCCCUGGCAAGGAGGCCUUGGCUGCCUUCUUGGGCUGGUUUGAUUACUGCGACCACCUUAUCACAGAGGCACACACGGUGGUUGCGGACACCUUGGCGAAGGCUGUGGCUGAGAAGUUCUUCGUGGAGACCCUGCAGCCCCAGCUUCUGCACGUGUCUGAGCAGAGCAUCCUGACCUCCACCGCCCUCCUCACAGCCAUGCUGAUCCAGCUCCGCUCCCCUGCGCUGCUGCGGGAGGCCGUGGCUUUCCUCCUGGGCACAGACCGGCACCCUGAAGCCCCCGGGGACAACCCCUGCGCCCUGUAUGCUCAUCUCAUCAGGCACUGUGACCACCUCUCCGAUGAGAUCAGCAUCGCCACACUCCGGCUGUUUGAGGAGCUGCUGCAGAAGCCCCACGAGGGGAUCAUCCGUAGCCUGGUGCUGCGCAACCUUGAGGGCCGCCCUUAUGUGGCCUGGGGCUCACCAGAACCUGAGAGCUAUGAGGACACCCUAGAUCUGGAGGAAGACCCCUACUUUACCGACAGCUUCCUGGAUUCCGGCUUUCAACCUCGCACAAAGCCUCGCCUAGCUCCUGCCACCAGUUACGAUGGCAAAACAGCAGUGACCGAGAUCGUCAAUAGUUUCCUGUGCCUGGUCCCCGAGGAAGCCAAGACCUCUGCCUUCCUGGAGGAGACGGGCUAUGACACAUAUGUCCACGAUGCUUAUGGCCUGUUCCAGGAGUGCAGCUCCCGCGUCGCCUCCUGGGGCUGGCCUCUGACCCCCACACCUUUGGACCCCCAUGAGCCCGAGCGACCUUUCUUCGAGGGCCACUUCCUUCGAGUGCUGUUUGACCGCAUGUCCCGGAUUCUGGAUCAGCCAUACAGCCUGAACCUGCAGGUGACCUCGGUCCUGUCCCGGCUUGCCCUCUUCCCCCACCCCCAUAUUCAUGAGUACCUGCUGGAUCCGUACAUCAGCCUGGCCCCUGGCUGCAGGAGCCUAUUCUCUGUGUUGGUGAGGGUGAUCGGGGACUUGAUGCAGAGAAUCCAGAGGGUACCCCAGUUCCCAGGCAAGCUGCUCCUGGUGCGCAAGCAGUUGACGGGCCAGGCUCCUGGGGAGCAGCUGGACCACCAGACCCUCCUCCAGGGCGUGGUGGUGCUGGAGGAGUUCUGCAAGGAGCUGGCUGCCAUUGCCUUCGUCAAGUUUCCCCCACAUGAUCCUCGCCAGAACGUCUCCCCAGCCCCGGAAGGGCAGGUCUGAGCCAGGACCAGGGCGGUGGGAGACUCCUGUCCACACCUCUGUCCCAGAGCUGCCUCCUGCCUGGCACUGCCACCACACUCCCCUCCUGGGAUGGGGCUUCUGCUCCCAGGCUCACUCAAGGAGACUGCGGCAUGUUGACCACACCAGACUGGGUUUCAGGGAAUGGGCAUGCCAGGUGCCAAGGAGCCAAACAGAUGGCUUUCCAGGCAGCAAGGUCCUUGGGGCCUUCUUGGAGGAGCUUGGGUGACAGCCAGGUGAGCACCCAGACCCCAGACCCUCAUGUGCUGUGUGCCUGGCCCCUUCUGUACUGGCCAUUUGUGGCCAGGGCCAAGCCUGUGACUCAACUCCAGGGGCAAGAUGGGGAGUGAGCCUCCACCUCUCUAUCUGUUCACUGGGACAACAGAGACUGGUCGGGAGCCCAGACCAGUGAGAUGGGGCCUGGAGCCUUGUCUGUGUCACAUUAGGUACCAUGGGAGCUGCUGAGACCUGACAUUUUGUCCCCUGCCUACAUGGCUUGGCCCAUGGAGAAGGAGCAGUGAAUGGGAUCGUCGGGGAAGCCCCUCUUCCUGCUCUGCUCCCCUGGAAACUGUUGCAAAACUCCCAGCCGCCUCAUGGCAAAUGCCCAAAGCAUGUUCCGCACCCAGGCGGGGGCCGCUGCUAAUGAGAACCUUGGUGCAGCUGCAGCCAGGAGGGGAGUGGGCCCGGGAGCCAGGCUCAGGUCCAGCUGGUUCCUCUCUGGCGCCUUCUGAACCCGUCUCAGCAGGUCCACAGCACCUGGGCAGAGAGGUCAGAGACCAGGGGAGGCCGGGCCUUGCCCUCCCUUCUGCCCAGGGCCCAGUGUUCUUGAUAGGAGACCCUUCUGGGGAGCCAGGGAGCUCAGGGGACAGAUAAGGGCAGGACGCCCCCUGACUCCAGGCCCCUGAGCCUGGCGGGGAGUGGCUGCGGCCCAGGCAGCCAGUCCUGGUGGUGUUCUCCCUGCAUGCCCUCCGUGGCUGGGCUGCCACCCCACCCGGCCCGAAUCUGUCUUGACCUGCAGGAAUACACGGGCGGCGCCAGGCAUUACCUCACAGCGGGACUACACAGUUGCUGGCUUUGCUCCUGGGCAAGGAGGAGCAGGCCAGAGCCUCUUUUGCUUCCUUUUCUUGCCCAUGCCGCUUCUAGAAGCCAGGCACAGGUUGCCAAGAGGUGACACGAAACGAGGAAACUCAGUGACCUCUGCCUCUCCCACAUUCCUCCCCACGGGGGAGGACCUCGCCACUCUGAAGAGCACUGUGCGCAUGUGGGUGCACAAAUGUGGGUGUUGGUGUGGACGGGGCGCAGAUCUCCGUGGAUGAACUGCGUCUGGACUCUUUGAUUCAUAAAAUAUUCGAGGGUUUGGGAGUCACAGACCCUCCCCUCUCCUCAAUGCACUUUGGCGUCUUUUUGGUGUCUUCCCCGGACAGCACAGCAAUAAAUGGUGUGAUUGCGUGGA